This is a messenger RNA of Cuculus canorus (common cuckoo), 10908 nucleotides long. RefSeq names its product proprotein convertase subtilisin/kexin type 5 (gene PCSK5). Gene Ontology annotation, molecular function: serine-type endopeptidase activity. Gene Ontology annotation, biological process: peptide hormone processing. The record is from RefSeq and is a predicted model, not a curated record. Lineage: Eukaryota; Metazoa; Chordata; Aves; Cuculiformes; Cuculidae. Gene Ontology annotation, cellular component: trans-Golgi network; Golgi membrane. The transcript is spliced from 37 exons. Bases 539 to 6127 code for a protein of 1862 amino acids.
GAGAGGGAAGAGGGAGGUGGCCGAGCCGGAGUGAAGUGAGGCGCUCAGCUGCCAACACUCACACACCGCCUGCCGCCGCCGCCGCGCUGCUCCCGGGCGAGAGACGGGAGGCGAGCGAAAGCCGGGCGCGGGAGAGGAGGCAGGAGAUCCCGGCGAGGGGAAGGAAGUCAGAGAGGAGGGGAGCGCGGAGAGAGGGAGAAGGAACCCUCCUCCCCGCGGAGAGACGACUUCCCAUGUAGCCGGGAACAGCGGGAGAAGCUGGCGCUCGGGAACUGCGAGGGAAGCUUUCCAAACGAGUUACUUAAUCCCCGAAGAGCGGCGGGAGGAGGGGACGGCAGCAAUCGCCGGUCAUAACCAUUAUUCCCGACCCCUCGUCGUUUAACCCCCCGGGCGGUUCAAUGCCCUGCUCCGAGCGCUUCCUAGAGUCCUCCUCGGGGUAACUUGGGAGGACGCGCUGCCGCUGCCGCCCGGAGGUGAGGAGCGGGGCCUCGGAAGAAGGAAGAAGAAGUUUUUGCGAGGGUCGUGCGCUCAGGAGAAGAUGGGCUGGAAGCGCCGCUGCUGCUGGGGAGGCGGAGGCGGCGGGGACCUUCUCUGCCGGCUCACCCUGGUGCUGGGGUUCCUGCUGCCCGCCUGCAGGACGCGCCUCUACACCAACCACUGGGCUGUGCGGAUAGCCGGGGGGCUGCCGGAGGCCAACAGGAUAGCUAGCAAGUACGGAUACAUCAAUAUAGGACAGAUUGGAACACUGAAGGAUUACUACCACUUCUACCAUAGUAAAACAAUUAAAAGGUCAGUUCUCUCAAGUAGAGGUACCCACAGCUUCAUUUCAAUGGAACCAAAGGUGGAAUGGAUACAACAGCAGGUGGUUAAAAGAAGGAUAAAGAGGGGCUAUAAACCUGGUGGUACCCAAUCCACAUAUUUCAAUGAUCCCAAGUGGCCAAGCAUGUGGUACAUGCACUGCAGUGAUAACACCCACCAUUGCCAGUCAGAUAUGAAUAUAGUAGGUGCUUGGAAGAGAGGUUACACUGGAAAGAACGUUGUGGUCACCAUCCUGGAUGAUGGCAUUGAAAGAAACCAUCCAGACUUGAUGCAGAAUUAUGAUUCACAGGCCAGUUUUGAUGUCAAUGGAAAUGAUUUUGACCCUAUGCCUCGAUAUGAUGCCAGCAACGAGAACAAGCACGGAACCCGUUGUGCUGGAGAAGUGGCAGCCACGGCAAACAACUCACAUUGCACAGUAGGAAUCGCCUUUAAUGCCAAGAUUGGAGGUGUACGGAUGCUGGAUGGAGAUGUAACAGACAUGGUAGAAGCAAAGUCACUGAGCCUUAAUCCCCAGCACAUCCACAUCUACAGUGCCAGCUGGGGACCUGAUGACGACGGUAAGACUGUGGACGGACCUGCUUCUCUAGCACGUCAGGCCUUUGAGAACGGCAUCAGAAUGGGACGAAGAGGCUUAGGCUCAGUCUUUGUCUGGGCAUCUGGAAAUGGUGGAAGAAGUCGAGAUCACUGUUCCUGUGAUGGCUACACCAAUAGCAUCUACACUAUCUCCAUAAGCAGCACAGCUGAAAGUGGGAAGAAGCCGUGGUAUCUGGAAGAAUGUGCGUCCACACUAGCUACAACGUACAGCAGCGGGGAAUCCUACGACAGGAAAAUAAUCACCACAGACCUGAGGCAGCGUUGCACAGACAGCCAUACUGGGACCUCAGCCUCUGCACCUAUGGCUGCAGGCAUCAUUGCACUGGCACUGGAAGCAAAUCCAUUUCUGACCUGGAGAGACAUACAGCAUAUUAUUGUCAGGACUUCACGUGCAGGACAUCUGAAUGCUAACGACUGGAAAACCAAUGCGGCUGGUUAUAAGGUGAGCCACCUCUAUGGAUUUGGACUGAUGGAUGCUGAAGCAAUGGUGAUAGAAGCAGAAAAGUGGACAACAGUCCCUCCACAGCAUGUGUGUGUGGAGAACACGGAUCGGCAAAUCAAAACAAUACGACCUGACAGCGUUGUCCGUUCAAUUUACAAAGCCACUGGCUGUUCAGAUAAUCCUAACCACCAUGUGAUCUACUUAGAGCAUGUCAUUGUGCGCAUCACUAUCACUCACCCUCGACGUGGAGACUUGGCAAUUUACCUAACCUCUCCUUCUGGAACUAGGUCACAGCUCUUGGCCAACAGACUAUUUGAUCAUUCUAUGGAAGGAUUCAAAAACUGGGAGUUUAUGACUACUCACUGCUGGGGUGAAAAAGCAGCAGGUGACUGGAUCUUGGAAAUCUGUGACACUCCAUCUCAGCUAAGAAAUUUCAAGACUCCAGGCAAAUUGAAAGAGUGGUCCUUAGUACUGUAUGGAACAUCCAUCCAGCCUUACUUACCAAGAAAUGAUUUUCCGAAAAUGGAAAGAGUGCGCUCUAGUCCAGCUGAAGACCCUACAGAAGAUUAUGGAACAGAUGACUAUUCAGGUCCCUGCAAUGCAGAAUGCAGUAAAGUAGGGUGUGAUGGGCCAGGUCCAGAUCAUUGUACCGACUGUUUGCAUUACUACUACAAAUCUAAGAAUAACACACGGAUCUGUGUUUCGACCUGCCCACCUGGUCACUACAAUGCAGACAAGAAACGCUGUAAAAAAUGCUCACCCAAUUGUGAAACCUGUGUUGGAGGCCAUAGUGACCAGUGCAUGACCUGUAAAUCUGGCUACUACCUGAAUGAAGUAACCAAUAGCUGUAUUACCAACUGCCCUGAUGGGUUUUACCUGGAUAAGAAUAAGAUUGUUUGCCGAAAAUGUAGUGAAAACUGUAAGACAUGUGUUGAAUUCCAAAUCUGCACAGAAUGCAAACACGGCCUAAGUUUGCAUGGCACUAAAUGUGCUAUCCGCUGUGAAGAAGGAAAAUACCAUAAUGGUAGAGAAUGUGAACUAUGUCACCGUUCCUGUGCGACAUGUGCAGGUGCUGGAGUGGAUGCCUGUAUAAACUGCACACAGGGUUAUUUUAUGGAAGAUGGAAGAUGUGUGCAGUCCUGUAGUAGUGGUUAUUACCUUGAUCACUCUACUGAAAGUGGAUACAAAAGCUGCAAAAGAUGCGAUGCCAGCUGUUUGGAUUGCAGUGGCCAAGGAGACAGAAACUGUACAAGUUGUCCAAGCGGCUAUAACCUAGACACUGGUGUCUGUGUAGUGGGAACAGUCUGCAAGGAUGGGGAAUAUCUUGAUGAUUCACAAGAAUGUCAGUUGUGUGAAGCAUCCUGUCAGAAAUGCAUCGGACCUGAGCCGGACAGCUGCAUCAGCUGCCCACUCACAAGAGUCUUUGAUGAUGGUCACUGUGUUAUGCAAUGCCCCAGAGGAAAGUUUGAAUUCAGAGGACAAUGUAAUUUAUGCCAUCAUACGUGUCUGGACUGCAGUGGAAGUGAACCUAACAAAUGCAUCGCUUGUGGAACAGACAGAAGAGGAGUAGAACGUUUCCUGUUUCAUGGGGAGUGCAGAGAGAGCUGUCCUCCAGGUUACUACCAUUCAGAGCAUACCUGUGUGGCUUGUUCUGACCACUGUGACGUGUGCCUGAACUCCAGCCACUGCAAAAGAUGUUUCAGAGGCUACCACCUUACUCAAAACACAUGCCAGAAGCAUAAUUGUAGAGAAGGUGAAGUGGAAGACCCUGACUCUGGAGAUUGCAUGCUGUGUUCAGAUGGAUGUCGAAAGUGCAAAUUGGAUGACCCAAGAAUCUGUAUAACAUGCAUUCAGGACUACUAUAUGUAUAAGCAGAACUGCUAUAAAUACUGCCCAGAAAAUACCUACAGAGAUGAAAGUGCUCUGCUCUGUAGAGAGUGUCCUAGAAACUGUGAUAGCUGUGACAAGGACAAGUGUGACUCAUGUGAAGAAGGCUUUUAUCUCUUAGGCGGCACAUGCGUAAGUGAGUGUGGAGACAGCUUCUUCACUGAUGACAUCUCUAGAGAAUGUGAACCUUGCCACAGAAGCUGUGCAACAUGUGUUGGGUACAGUUAUGAGAACUGUACAGGGUGCAAAAACAGUUUCCAGCUAUCUCAUGGGCAGUGUCUGAAUCCAAGAAAUUCUCCCCCCAACAGGAAGUUCUGGAGUGAUGCAAAACAAAAAUUGCAAUCCUGUGACCCUUCAUGUAGGACCUGUGAGAAAUCUGCUGACAUAUGCACUUCAUGUCUAGAAGGAAAAUUUCUUAUCCACAAUACUUGUGUUUCUCUGUGCCCUCAAAAAACUUUUGGCAAUGUUGCAAGUGGAAAGUGCGAAAGGUGCAUGGACGGCUGUGAGAUGUGCUCUGACCACUGGCACUGUCAGAAGUGUCAGGCUGAACAAGGCCAACUCCUUUUCCUCCACAAAGGCAGAUGUUUACAGGAAUGCCCUGAGGGAUAUUAUAAUGAUUCUGAGACUUGCAAGGAAUGCAGUGGAUCCUGUAAGGCAUGCAUAGGAAGUGCAACCAAAUGCCUGUCCUGUGAAAGUCCUUUGCUUCUGGAGCAGUGGAAAUGUACACCUACCUGUUCAGAGAGGCAUUUUGCCUCUGAAGGAAUCUGCAAACACUGUCCUGAAAUGUGUCAGGAAUGCAUUCACAAUGAAAUGUGCAAAGAGUGCAUGGAUGAGUUCUUCCUGCAUGAAGGGAAGUGUGUGCAGGAUUGCCCUUCUCACUUCUACGCUGAAGACAAGCACUGCUUUCCCUGCCAUGCAGCCUGCAAGGAUUGUGAUGGGCCAGGCUCAAACGACUGCAUUGGAUGCAUCAUGGAAUCCUUUGUCCUCUACAAUGGCAUGUGUUUUGAAGAGUGCCCUGAAGGCACUUAUUACGAAGAAGCCACAGAAGACUGUCAAGCAUGCAACAGGACAUGCCAAACUUGUUCUUCCACCGCCUGCCUUACUUGCAGAAAUGGCCUGAUGCUGAACCAUGAUGGGCACUGUGUGGCACCUGGGUACUGCUCUCGCACUGAGUACUAUGAUGAGAAAAGUCAGGCCUGUAAGCCUUGUCAUAAGAGAUGCUUCCACUGCUCAGGACCCACUGAACACCAGUGUCUUACUUGUGCGAAUAACCGUUAUCUUCUCAAUACAACCUGUGUUGAAACAUGCCCAGAUGGGUAUUAUUUUGACAGUGAUGAGGGACAAUGUUCCCCAUGUCACAGUGCCUGUGUAACUUGCACUGGAAAACGCAGCUCACAGUGCCUUUCCUGCAAACCGGGCUGGUACAGACAUGGAAAAGGAUGCAUAAACCAGUGUCCAGCAGGGUAUUUUGCACGAAACUCCACUGGAUCAUGUGAAAGAUGCCACAAGGGUUGUAAGGAGUGUACAGGACCUCAACCCACACACUGUCUUUUCUGUGAUACAUAUUUCUACUUGUUGCGCUCCAAGAAUGAAUGUGUUAGCUCUUGUCCUGAGUAUUACUAUGAAGACAAGGACAACAACAUCUGUGAAAGAUGCCACCCUUCCUGUCGAACUUGUGAAGAGAAGGGAGCAUUUGGCUGCACAUCUUGUGUAUGGAGCUACAGUUUACUAGGUGGAAUGUGCAACUCAGACUGUUUUGUAGGUGAAUACAAAGUCCAGGAGACAAGACAAGAGGAGGAUGAGCCCAAGUGCAAGAGAUGUGAUAGCUCGUGCACUGAGUGCAAGGGACCUGGACCUCUCAACUGCACCGUGUGCCCAGCCAGCAUGCAGAUCUACCUGGAGGAAAGCCGCUGCCUGCCCUGCUGCAGUGGCUCUGACCUAGCAGGCACCCAAGAGUGUUGUGACUGCAGUGAAACACAAGAUGAUUGCGUAUUACGGACCACUGUACCACCCAAGAGCAAAAGCAAAACUACUUUCUUUGUUAUCACUUGCAUUUUACUACUCCUGGUCAUCGGAGCCAUUGUAUUCAUCUGGAGAAAAUCACGAGCCAAAACCCAGGCUGUCGCUAAACAUGGGUAUGAGAAGCUUACAAAUCACUCCAGAACCUUUCCUUCCCAUGUAAGCAACUACCACGAGAGUCCCAGUUACCAGGAAGAUCAAGUGAUUGAGUACAGAGAUCGAGAAAAUGAAGAUGAUGAUGAAGAAGAUGAUAUUGUAUAUAUGGGCCAGGAUGGCACACUCUACCGAAAAUUUAAAUAUGGGCUUUUGGAGGAUGAUGAGGAAGAUGAGCUUGAAUAUGAUGAUGAAAGUUAUUCAUUUAGAUAACUCUACUAAUUCAUUAAUUCCCUGUUCAGUUCCUUUUCCUAUUAUAUUACAGCAGUUUAUUUAAGUAUGUUUAGUUACCUCUAAGCAUGCUGAUUUUGGCUAACAGCUAUUGUGAGAGCAGAAUUGUUUCUAAAACCAGUUUCUCCUGAAGCUUUGCAUAAAUCCUUGCUAGGUUUUUAGGCAGCACUUCAUAUGUGGGCUGGCUAAGAGAUUAUGUUUCUGUGCAUUUGUAUGGAGGGUAAAUCCUUUCCCAAUAUGUUUUUGUGUGCAUUGUAACUAACAAAAACAGUGCUUCAAACCACACACAGAUUUAUUGAGAACCUUGCCAAUCACUACUAGAAAACUGCAGAUCUAAAGAAGAUGGGUGUAUUUAUCUACCUGAUGAUAGGUAGAUAGGGGAUAGAGUGCCAGUAGCUUGCUGUUUUGUCACUACAGUUACUCACCAGUUUGUGACAGAAUAAGCAAGUUUGCUGGCUUCACCCAGAUUUUCUUCAUUUGUAUCACCUGUUGCAUCUAUGUCCCUUGCAGCCAACACAUUCCUCCUUCCAAUCUUAUAGCAUACUUCCCAGUUAAAUAUUGCAUCUAUGACAUGAUGUUUAAGUUUUCUGAUUGAGACUCUACUCCAGGUAAGUAUAUUUUAUUCACGGUUUGUAUGAAACAUAACUAGAAUAUUUUGUAUAUCAACCUCUGAUUAAUCUUUACUGUGGUGUUUGUCAAAUAAUCUUUCAUUGUAGAUACAAACUUCUGGGUUUGCCACAAAGGGAAAUACAGUCUAUAAGCAAGUCUAUAAAAAUGACUCCUUUUGCCUUCUCAGUGAUUUAAACACAGAACAAUUAUUCAAGCAGCUUUUCCAUUUCUGUUGCAAAUGGCUCAGGAUGUUCAAACAAUGGCAGAGAAUAAUUAGCGCUCACUUGGUAGCAUAACUUAAAGGAAGACAGCAAUGUGAUAUUAUUAUUAUUAUUACAGAAGUAUAAUUUAUCAUAUUAAAGAAAAGGAUACUGUUUAUGGACCUUUGUGGUGAAAGAAUGAACUCUUUGCAAAAAACUGUCUUGAGAAUGCUGUUAUUUGUCAAGUUUCAUUCACUCUCAGAAUUCCUUUAGAUUUUCAGUAAGAACUGUUCUAGAACUAUAAAUCAAUUAAUUAGAUUUAGUGCAUUUUCUAUUGUUUUUAUGAGAAAAAAAUAUAACCGUAUAUAGAUCAUCGUCAUUAUAAAAUACAUUUGAAGACAACUUCAUAUUUUUUAAAUCUCAUUGCAGUUCCAGAAUGAAAAUUAAUAAAAUACCUGAAUCUUCAGAAUUUGUAGUGCUUGUUAAACAUAAACCUGAAGAACAUAAGUGCUUAAGGAUUUGACUUUUAAAUCCAUGCUUCCAGUGUUAACAUCACUCUGUAAGACCAGCAGCAUGAUCCAUGACGCAUACCGAACUACACCAAGGAGUCCACAAUAUACCCAAAACACCACAUUACAUUACAUUCUUUCCUCAUGCAACUUUAGGGAUGCCACACAGAUGUUAUAGAAAGGUUUACAUGCAAACAGUGUGAAAGUACAAGAGAAACAUUCCCCCAGGGAGGCCUGAGCCAGAUUAACGUGCUUCAAGAUACAGGUUUGAAUAAUUUUCAGCUGUAGCAGAUGGACCUUUGCCCUGACCAGGAUGAAUGUUUAAACAAUUGAACUUGAAUAGAAUGCAACUCUUUCCACCUAAUUUUUAAAAGAACCAAGCAGUUCUAAAUUUUGAUAGAAAGGGUAUAGACAAAUCUAUUUUCAGGUUAUAGAAUUCUGAGGCCAUAGCUUUCCUAUGUCCUAAAUAAAGGACAAAAAUCCCAAGCAGGACUAGUUUUCAGACACGCUUUGACUUUAGCUAGUUUAAACAAUAUCUGAAUGUCAUUUUACUGUCAGUAAAAAGCUUUAGUUUAUUGGCAACCAGCCUUACAAAGCUUUGCAUAAAACUGAGAUGCUUGUGUUAGACAUAGCAAAGGAAAGCACUGUUGUCAGAAGCCUCCUUAGACAGAAAACUUACUGACAGAAAUAGUAGCAAUAACCCUCACUAUUAUAUAACAUAGCAGUCAUUCUCCUAAAUAAGAAACUGAAUAAACUCUUUCCAAGAAUUGCUGUAAGUCUAAGGCAGGGUAAGAAUUAAAAAGGGUACCAAAGCUAUAAAAAUAUUCAAGGUAUUGAAAUGGUACUAGCUCUUUCGAAGCAAACUUCCAAAGUUUACUUACUGAAGAUUUUUGUCUAUUCUAUUUAGCCACAGUUAUCACAUACACAUUUGCAACUAGUCAAAGGAGUUAAGAACUUUCAGCUCCUUUGGCUCAGUACAACCUCUCAAUGCAGAUGUGGCAAACGAGGCAGCAAAAAUCUCAGUAAAUAAGACUUCACACUAGUUAUCUUCGGCAAAUUUCUCUCACUUGCUAGUUUGUCAGGCUGUUUCCUAUCUCAAGGUCUUUGUUUUUCGUUCCUUCCCCUUGCACCCCUUUCAUUAUUAUUCUCAUCCGUCCAUGGAUUUGUCACUAAACUAGAUCUACUUCACACGAGUGCUACUCUUUAUUAGGAAUGGAACUAAUGGUACUUUCCUUCCCAGCAUUGUAGUUCACUGUAUUCCUUUGGAAAACUGUUUGACAGUCUCAAUAUCCAGAAUAUGUAACAGUUAUUGAAAAUAUAUGAAAAUAUUUUCAUAUCAGUAACAGUAUUAACAUGGUAACUAUCUUAAUUUUAUAGCUAUACAAGUAUACCUUUAAGAAUAAGGUUUUUUUCAUUCAUUCUCAAAUACUAGCAAGUUAGAUUUAAUUUUCAGGUAGAUUUUAAGAAAGUUAUGUUGUAUUCACAGAUAAUCUCUUCUCUAGCUAGACAUACAAGAAGCCUAUAUGAAUAACUAUUGCAGACUAUUUGUGCACAUUGGGCCUUUACAUUUUCUGAACAUGAAGUAGUGUUGCAUUUUAACAUCUGCUAAGUACAUGUUCUUUCAGCUGUUAGACCAUCAGAUAGUUUAAUGCCAUAGCUAUUCAGAAAAGUACUAUUAUUACCUAUAUGCAUUUGAAAAAAAUUCUCGUACUGUUAUUCACACAUUGUCAACAAACUCCAUUUCAGAACAGUAAUAGACUUCUGAAGGACACAGACAAUUAAAAUGCAUCACAAGUUUUAUUUAAAAAUUAUUUGAAACCAUGGAAAUAUUUAUAUUGCUUGAACUCCAGCAACUUCAGUGAUCUUUAUGCCUUAUUUGCUGUUCAUACACUGCCUUACAAAUAAAGAACUGCAAACAUCUGGAAUAUCAAUAAUGUAGCACCAAGUCUGUAAGCAAAAACAAUAAUUCUCCCUCCCCAAAACUGAAAGAAGUUUAAGCACCAUAAUGAAAGAAUUCUGCAGCACCUCUUUCAUUUAUGCUAAGGAGUACACACAGAUUACUUCCAUCACGUCUCAUACAAUCAAUCAGAAAAACCUAUGAAAAACAGCAUCACUGCUUUCUCAGUUACAUUCUUUUAUUAAUGCUACAGUGUCACAACAAAAAUGGAAAUAGUUAUUUUCACAUCAGACACAAACAUAACCCUUCAGCUUACCUUAUAACCUUCCCAGCUUAUACUGUGCUGGGAAUCACAUAUUGAACUGAAAAAUCAAUAUGCGGUAUUUCACUCAGCCAAAUGAAUGUACAUACACUUCCUCUAACUGGAAGGCAAACAUGCAAUGCUCAGUAUAUUACUUGACUGUAUACGUAAUUUAUGCUUUAGACAAGAGCUGUGAGCGACCUAAGUUUGUCAAGUUUUCAUUUUGCAACUCUUCUCUAUACUCAAGCAUAGUGGGUUUAAAAUCAAAUCAUGAAAUUAGUUUUGGAUAGUAGCAUUCAUUAGCAUUUACAGAAUAGUGUUGCUAAGACAAUCACCUUAAUGCACUAUGAUUUCUACAAACACAUGACAUCACUGGAGAAAAAUAAUUUUAAAAGGCAGCGAUAAGCUUAGGCAUUAUGCCACAAUCAAUAAAGAUUUGUUCUUUAAAUAUAUUCUUUAAAAUAUAUUACAUUUAGUAACACAGCUAUUAUUUCUUCUUCCAGAAAAGUAAAAUAUAAAGCAAGAUUUUGACAGUGUUAUAUAGCCUAGAAAGCCUCUCUCCUUUGAGAAAUAAAAAAAGUUGAAAAAAAAUUGUCCCACAAUCCCUCAGUUUUAAAGUGGAGGAAAAAACCCCUAUGAAGAAAAUUGUUGUGCAGAUUUCCAACGAGCAGAUAGUAGAAGUCCAUUAAGUGUUUUGGAGUUUUAAAUCUUGUUUUGUUUUGUUUUUAAAAAAGUGAAUAUUUCUAUAAGCAGAUAAGUUCAGUUUCUUUUAAUAUUUUCCUACUAGAAAGACCAAAGUGUGCUGAAAAUGUCUAGGCACCUGUUAGGACAAAUUUAUAAAAAUUUAUAAACAACCUUAGCAACACAGGUUGAAAUGCUGCUUAUCCUAAUAAGCGCUGUUAUAGAAAUCCCUCAAGAAGUGUAUAGCCCUUCUAUCUUUGCCAUCAACAGGACUGACAAGUAAUUCAUCUGCAUAAUUGGGUCUUGGCUGAAGUCCUGCGCAGCUACAAGUACUCCUUGACUUGCUCAAGACCUUUUCCCAAAUAACCCAUGAGAGUGGCUGCAAGUUAAAAUAUCAUGAACUAGAUCCCUGUCAGGCUGACAGCACUCACCACAGAGAAUUCCCAUAAUGCUAUCUUGACAGAAACAGUACAGUGAAAUGUAUGAUCAGAAUGAGAUGGGCCAAGGGGGAAAUACAUAAAAUUGUACUGUGAUGGGGGGAGUAGAUUGGGAAGCACACAUACACU